UUAUAUGGAAUCUAGCUGUAAUUCUGUCACUCCUGUGUAUGUAUGUAUUUUAGUUCUGGCCUGACAGCAAUGCCUUCUUUUCACCACAGCUUCUGCAACAGUCUGAUUUAGCAACCAAAAUAAUCUUGUAUAUGCACGUCCCAGGGAAACUCAUUCCAAUAUUUAAGGCUUGUACUGUAUAUCCAGGGGCGUUUGAACUGUGCCUGUUGACUUUUUUUUUUUUAAUAACCUCUAGGCUUUGGAAAGAGCUCUCACUCUGCACCUUUUCACCUUACCGUGAAUGUCUGCACUGUGUGAUGUGUUAGCCAGUCUUUAAACAUGGGUAGAUGUUGUCGUUUUGGCCUUGCAGUCACAUAUCGGCAUCACGCGUAUUAAAUGCUUAAAAGUGCUUUAAUGCUGUGUUUUGUGUAGACAAUAAAAUUAAUAUAGUAUGCACAACAUUAGUUACCAUGGCAACAGCCUGCCAUCUGAAGCAGAGAUGGAUGGAGAAGAGAGCUGCUAUGAUAUUUACCAGACGAACUCGAGCGCCACAGAGUGAUCUAUCUCGUCAAACAUAGACAAUCUUUGCACCAUGUCCCUGUCUCUUUCGGUAUCUGUAAAAGAAAUGAAACGUACACCUUUUUACUGACAUCACAUCAUACUACCAGCCUGCCAGCCGGCUGUCCAAUCAGCGGCCGAUGGGCCUCCCAGUCCCGGCGCAGUCCUGCAAUCAGCGGAUAGCGUGAGCUCUGCUCACCGACACGUCACUCUUGAUUGGAGGGUUGUGCGGUAGAGAAGGCGGGAUGUGAAAGCAGCCAAUCCGCGCUAGCCCGUGUUUCUUAUUAUCAUAAAAUAUUGAGCAGCAUCGGUCCGACUCUCUGUGGAUUAUCAUGAGUUAUUAAGGUAACAUUUUGUUUGGAGUUGACUCACUUGUUUUUGGAUCACAUGAGAAACAAUAUCGAAAGAAGAACAAUUAUUAUUUUGUAACUUUUUUUUGUCAGCCUGAAAACUGUUUCUCACUGGUGCGUUCCCCAUCACUUUCUGUUCUUCUGUUAUCCAAAAAGAUGUGGACUUUCCUGGGAAUAGCGAGUUUCACGUACCUUUAUAAAAAGUCCGGCACAAUGUUGACUUUUGUUCCCAAGGAGCUUGUAAUGGCCGCGGUCUUAUUUAUUACAGUCGGACUGUUGCUCUCGUACAUGAGAUACUUUCAUGACCAGAAGCUCAGAGUCUCUCAGGUGUUUUAUUUGCCUCUGAGCCUUUUGUCUUUUUUACCUGUCAUCAACCACUUCAUCCCCCAAACCCCAACACAGAGCAAUGGGAGGGCAGAGGACAACAGUAAAAAGAGCCGGAGAACAAGGCAAAGAGUGGAUAUGAAGUCCUCUGCCUCACAGAGUGCCUCAGCCAGUGGCCCCUCGGAGGCCCCAGAGCCAGAUGUGGUGAUCGUUGGGGCUGGGGUCCUGGGCUCAGCUAUGGCAGCCGUCCUAGCCCGGGACGGGAGGAGGGUGACGGUUGUGGAGAGGGACCUGAAGGAGCCUGACAGGAUAGUGGGGGAGCUGCUGCAGCCUGGAGGAUACAGAGCACUCAAAGAGCUGGGACUGGAAGGUUCAGUGGAGGGUCUGGAUGCCCAUCUGGUGCACGGCUAUGUGAUCCAUGACAUUGAGAGCAGCACAGAGGUGGAGAUCCCUUACCCUCAGGUGGAGGAGAGCAUCCAGUGUGGGCGCGCUUUCCAUCACGGUCGAUUCAUCAUGGGCCUGAGGAGAGCUGCGAGGGCCGAGCCAAAUGUCACAUUUAUAGAAGGCACGGUGACCAGUUUGCAGGAAGAGGACGGCUGUGUGACCGGAGUGCAGUACAAAGAUAAAGAAACCGGAGACAUCAAGGAAAUCCAUGCAUCGCUGACUGUUGUGGCUGAUGGCUGUUUCUCCAAAUUCAGAAAGAGUCUGGUGUCUGGGAAAGCUCACAUCUCCUCUCACUUUGUUGGAUGCCUUAUGAAGGACUGUCCUCAGUUUAAAGGCAACCAUGCUGAGCUGGUGCUGGCCAACCCCAACCCGAUUCUGAUCUACCAGAUCUCCUCCACACACACCAGAGUACUUGUGGACAUCAGGGGGGAGAUGCCUCGUAACCUCUCAGAGUACAUGGUUGAGAAGAUACACCCACAACUGCCAGAGCAUUUAAAGGAGCCUUUCAUGGUGGCACUGCAGAACGAUCGACUCAGGUCCAUGCCUGCCAGCUUCCUCCCUCCCUCCCCUGUCAAUAAGCCAGGCGUGCUUCUCCUGGGCGAUGCUUACAACAUGAGGCAUCCUUUGACGGGAGGGGGGAUGAGUGUUGCCCUCAACGAUGUUAGCAUCUGGAGGAGUCUGCUGAAGAACAUCCCGGAUCUGUAUGACAACAGGGCCAUGCUGCAGGCAAAGAAAAAAUUCCACUGGGAACGCAAGUCAUCACAUUCUUUCGUGGUGAAUGUGUUGGCCCAGGCCCUGUAUGAGCUGUUUGCAGCCACUGACAAUUCUCUUCAUGAACUGAGAAAAGCUUGCUUCCAGUACUUCAGGCUUGGUGGAGAGUGCAUUGCUGGGCCUAUUGGACUCCUCUCAGUGUUGCAUCCUAAACCCCUGACACUCAUUGGACACUUCUUUGCUGUGGCGCUGUAUGCAGUCUACUUCAACUUCAAGUCGGAGUCGUGGUACACCAAACCUCGAGCUUUAUUCAAGAGUGGAGUCAUCCUGUACCGAGCCUGCACAGUCAUGUUUCCACUCAUCUACUCAGAACUCAAGUACCUUGUGUACUGAGGAGCACUGAUGUGGACACAGAAAGACCAAACUCAGUGUAAGGUCUUGAAAGACCUGUGGCUUAAUUGGAAACAAAACAAAAAGCUGGUAUUUGUCAGCUGUUUCUAUGCUUGCCUUCCUGCUGAAAAAUGCACUGUUGCCAUCUUAAAUCAUGAUGUUAUUACUGAACAUUUUCUACAAUAUGCCCUUGCCUUACUGAGGUUGUCAUUGUCCUAAUGUCUUACUUAAUGCUCUCUUUUAAUUGGGACAUAUUGCACAAUAAUGCCUUGGUGUAGCCUUGUGCUCACGCACACACUCUGGCCUAUAUGCUAGAAGUUUGCAACAUGAAAUGUAUCAACACAUGCCCUGAUUUACACUAAAUUACUGUGGAAUUAUUCCUGCCAAACAGACCAGCUAUGUGAAACAUGGCAUCUGAAGCUUAGAAUAAUGAUUUUGCAGUAGGGUCACUUUUGUGCUGUAUAUUUUCCUGUUGUGCUACUUUGGGCUGUAUUUAAUAUGGGAUUUAAUUUAAAUCCAAAGUUUUGAUGGAAGACUUUUAUUAGCAAACUGUCUGAAUGAUCUUGUGUUUUAUUUCAUACAGAAUAGAGUAUUUUUCAUCUUGUUGAGGAAAAAGGUCUUCAGUAUUUGUUCAACGUUCACACAUUCUUUCUUGCAAUGAUCAUUUCCUGCCUUCCUGAUAUUUUGGUCUUGUUUUUACAUAUAAUGAUAAGGGACUUUUUGUAACAGCCUGUCUGAAACAGGGCUGACAGCAUAAUCCCAGCACUACUUUAGUCUUGCUGGAUGUCAAUAAAGAGCCGGAGCAUGAUAUUGCUCGGGGGAAGUUUGGGUUUGGCUUAUCACGAUGGUAUGGAGACCAAGUUAGUGGAUGAUGCUCAGGUGUGGUUUGUCCUGAGCUGACACAAGGACCUCCUGAUUUUCUUGUUAUUACAGCAGAGAUCUUUGGAUUUUGAAAUCUGCAUAAUUUUGACAGUUAUUUGUAAUGGUUAAAUAUCUGACAACAGUCAGAAUGUAGAGUUCGCACUGAAUGGACCCCUGGGACAGUUAAUGAUAAUACCAGUGAGUAACUGUUAACACUGCUCGACUGACCACCAACUCAAAUGGCCAUUAGAUGGAGCUCACUCACAGCAGAUGGACAAAUGGAGGCAGUUUAACAUCCAGUGUAUCACAUUGUAUUUUUAUGUGCGUAUCUGAAUAAACUGGAUGAAGCUACCCUGCUGUGCUUUAGCAGUGAAAGCCAGAAGAAAUAUAAUGGAACAUGAUAAACUGUUGAGACUGCAUUGGGCUUUAGCUGCAGCUUUGGGAUGGUUUUAAUAAAGCACCAUAGGAAUACUGGUGAUGGAUAGCUUUUAACUUUUUCAGCUGUAAUAAAUAUAGCUGUUGGCCAAUGGCCA
Messenger RNA from Scatophagus argus, 4150 nucleotides. It is a transcript of the gene sqlea, whose product is annotated as squalene epoxidase a. The record is from RefSeq and is a predicted model, not a curated record. Gene Ontology annotation, biological process: cholesterol metabolic process; sterol biosynthetic process. Gene Ontology annotation, molecular function: squalene monooxygenase activity; flavin adenine dinucleotide binding. NCBI's taxonomy places the organism in Eukaryota, Metazoa, Chordata, Actinopteri, Scatophagidae. The transcript has 11 exons. Gene Ontology annotation, cellular component: endoplasmic reticulum; membrane. Bases 1044 to 2759 code for a protein of 571 amino acids.